AUGGUCUACAACAACCAAGACCAAGGACUAGAAGAAAAAUUGAAGGUUGAACCAAGACUUCGCAAAAUAACAAGAACACAAAAAUCUUUUGGUCCUAAAUUUCUAGCUUUUAUGGAGAAAAGUGAACCUCUAAUCUUCCAAGAAGUUGUCAACUCUUCAGAAGAAUCUCUAUGGAAUGAAGCCAUUAAAAAUGAAAUAAACUCCAUUGUGGAAAACCACACAUGGGAAUUGGUGGAUCUUCCUCUAGGAUGCAAACCAUUUUACAAAUGGAUUUUCAAAAAAUUGAAUGAUUUAUUACGUUUCUAUUUCCAUGGUCACUUCGAAGAACUGGGAACUAUGACUACAAAGUCAGUGUCAUCUAUUCAGCAACCUCCCAAUAAAGUGGAGGAAGAGAAACUACUUCGGGUGCUAAGGGAGAAUAAAAUAGACAUUGGAUGGUCAAUUGCAGAUAUCAAGGGGAUCAACCCAUCGCUAUGCAUGCACAAAAUACUUAUGGAGGAAAAAUCCAAGCCAAGCAUUGAUGACAUCAUCUACCUAAUAUCAGAUAGUGGAUGGAUCAGUGCAGUACAGGUUGUUCCCAAGAAAGGGGGCAUCACAGUGAUGUUGGAGAGACUAGCAAGGCACUCGCAUUACUGUUUUCUAGAUGGGUACUCCGGGAAUAAUCAUAUUCCAGUAGCACCUGACGAUCAGGAGAAUACAACUUUCACAUGUCCCUACGGUACCUUUGCAUACCGUAGGAUGCAUAUUGGUUUAUACAACGCUCCUGCCACUUUUCAGCGUUACAUGAUGGCUAUCUUUUCGGAUAUGAUUGAGAAACUCAUCGAGGUAUUCAUGGACAACUUCUCAGUGUUUAGAUCUUCGUUUGAUGAGUGUUUGGAGCAUCUGAGUCUUGUAUUACAGCGGUGUAUAGAGACCAAUUUGGUAUUGAAUUGGGAGAAAUGUCACUUUAUUGUACAGGAGGGCAUCGUUUUAGGAUACAAAAUCUCAGCAAAGGGUAUUGAGGAAUUCACAUUUAAGUUUACGGAUGAGUGUUUACUGGCUUUUAACACCUUGAAAGAGAAGUUGACUUCAACACUCGUAAUCAUCACACCGGAUUGGAACCUGUCAUUUGAAUUAAUGUGCGACGCCAGUGAUUUUGCUAUUGGGGCAGUAUUGGGACAAGAAGAAAUAAGAUAUUUCACGUGA
Messenger RNA from Olea europaea var. sylvestris, 1185 nucleotides. RefSeq lists its product as uncharacterized. Bases 1 to 1185 code for a protein of 394 amino acids. The record is from RefSeq and is a predicted model, not a curated record. NCBI's taxonomy places the organism in Eukaryota, Viridiplantae, Streptophyta, Magnoliopsida, Lamiales, Oleaceae. The transcript is spliced from 6 exons.